Molecule: messenger RNA, 2300 nt
Organism: Sturnus vulgaris (Common starling)
Lineage: Eukaryota; Metazoa; Chordata; Aves; Passeriformes; Sturnidae
Source: RefSeq, a predicted model, not a curated record
GUAACUAAAGUUUUGAGCCUUUCCCUAGCUGUAGCAGCAAUAGUGGUUUCUGUCAAGGCAAGGUACUUGCAAAAUCAUGUCUGGGGUUGGAGGCUGGAGGGAAGGCAGCAGGUACAGGACAGCUACUGCCUCCAAUACUCCACCUUCCUCUCAGGGUAACCCCUGGCAUGGCAACAAUGAAACGGAGAAGGAUGAAAGCACCCAGAAGCUGACAGCAUCUGAAGAGAAACAAAGAGGCCAAGCAUCAGCCCAGCAACAGCAGCAAGAUCGGUAUGUUGGCCCAUAUGUCUUGGUAACUCCAAAUGAAACCAGAAGAAAACAGUUGCAGCAAAUUGCUAAGAAAGAGCUCGAUGACCUGGAGCAAUGGAAGAAGGAACACAGGCCAGGGCCAAUUACCUUGGUGCCACAGAGACUGGGUGGAAACGAAUCAGAGGCUCAAGUAAGACAAAACCAGCAAAUGAUUCUCAUGCAAUCUAAAUACCAGAAAAAGCAAAAGAGAGAAGAGUACGUAAAAGCAAAAAAGGCAGCUGAAGAAGCUGAAAUCUUGAAAAAGAGAGCAAUUCAGAGAGAAAAGGCAGAGAGACUUGAAGUUAAAAAAAGACAAGAAGAAAUGCAAAGAAGAGAGAUGCUUCUUGAAGAUCAAAAGUACAAAACCAAUGAAUUACUGAACAGAUUGGACAUGGGCUUGCCAAAGAGUGAUUCCUGUCAGAUUGCUAAUCCUGGCCCAGAAUCUACAGCAUGGAAAAGAAGCCAUGCCUAUAAGCAAGCUCUUCGAGAGGAUGAAAACAGACGAUUAGAGGAAAUGAAGCAAGAACAACAGAGGAAGGCUGAAUUGCUGGAAUUUAAACAAAAGCAGGAGGAGGAAACCAGGACAAGAGCACUCAAAAAUGAACAGAGGAGGGUAAAUAAUGCUUUCCUGGACCGACUCCAGAACAAAACACAGCCUAAUAACGUCUACCACCCUGGAUAUACUGGACAACCUCAAUAAUGGCACCUUGGAGUCAAACUACUUGGAAUAAAGGAGGAGCAAGAACAAACAAAUCUAUAUGAACAGUGGCCCAGGAAGUGUCUUUGACAGUCAUGCCCUGCAAUGGAGAUGAUAAGAAGUUACAUCCAUCCACAAAUUGAUGUUAGCAGGAUGUCUGGAAAAAGCAGUUCUUAUCCUGUUGGAAAGCUUCCAGUAUCUCCAUACACACAUACCCUGCCCAAACUGUAAGUUUGAGAGCAAAGGGCUGUUAUGACAUCUCUUUAAAGGCAUUAUAAUGAAAUAAACUGGUGGUAGACUGGGAGAACAGCUUCAGGUUUGUCAAGAGUCGGGAACUGAGAGUUGGACAUCUUUUCUAUCUACUUGUUAGAGUAAACCUCUGAUAAAGGUUUUCAAACUCAAAUAAUUCCUCUAGUUACAACUUACGCAAACCAAAUUAAUUAUCUUGGUGCUGUUGCAUAAAACCAGAUUUUAUUAUUGUGUAACAGUAAAUGGAGGGUUUGGGGUUUUUGUUUUGUUUUUAAAUUUUUGUUGUCACAAUAUAAUUUGCACUGAUGAUCUCCUUGUUAUUUCAGAAAAAUCCUUCCAGCAGGGAGUUGUGUGGAUCUAGAAGUUGCAAGAGGAAACCCCCUUGCUUUUUCAUUGCUGAGUCAAAUUCAUUUUAACAAACUGACUGAACCAUUAUGAUCAGCUAUUCUGAAUUCCAAUAUAACUUGACAGCAAGACUCCUAUGUUUAGAUUUUAUGGUCUGCCUAAAUUAGAAACUACCUUCCUAUGAAGAAAUGUAGUAUUUAUUUAAGGACUUACAAGACUGAUUCACUGUUAUGUACUCAAAAGUUGUUCUUAUGGUUUUUCUGUCCCUACUUUUAAAAAUACCUUCCUGACUCCUAGUACAAACUUAUCAAGUUCCAUAAAACUGUUAAUGAAUUUUCUUAAGCAAUUACUUGGUAAAUUACAGUUUUCUGCUCCUGAGACUCUUCUUUUUCUCAAUGUGCAUAAUUUGGACUGCUUCAUUCAGUUUACAGGUUUUGUUCAGCUUUUAUUUUAAAAAUAUUCCAGAUUUACAGAAAGCCUUUGAUGCAAUGGGAUUUGGUGUAACUGUAUCUUCUUUUUGGUAUGUGCCCCACUACUCAGACACUAAGAAUAUUAUAAGCUACUAGAAAGGGAGUUAAUCCAUGGCUUACAUUUUAUGGUACUCAUCCGUGUUCAGUUCACGCCUCUGCAUCAAGAAAUCCAAAUCUGUGUUUCCUGUCUUGGAAAACAUUUUAACCACCAGUUCUUUAGAGCAGUUCUUUAGAGCAGGUCUCAACACCCA